Thlaspi arvense is the source of this 1968-nucleotide messenger RNA. The record is from the annotation of a GenBank genome assembly. NCBI's taxonomy places the organism in Eukaryota, Viridiplantae, Streptophyta, Magnoliopsida, Brassicales, Brassicaceae.
AUGGUAUCAAGAUCUUGCGCGAAUUUUCUUGAUUUAUCAUCUUGGGACCUCUUAGGCUUUCCUCAAACUCCGAGAACUCUCCCUCGCGUUAUGACUGUUCCCGGAAUCAUCACCGACUUAGACGGAGACGGCGGCGAAGUAUCCUCCUCCUCCGGUGGCUCACGCGAGAGGAAAAUCAUCGUAGCUAAUAUGUUACCUCUCCAAUCCAAAAGAGACGCUGAAACUGGUAAAUGGUGUUUCGCUUGGGACGAAGACUCUCUCCAGUUACAGCUCAGAGACGGGUUCUCUCCAGAAACAGAGUUCCUCUACGUCGGAUCACUCAACGCAGACGUCGAAUCCAGCGAGCAAGAAGAAGUCUCGAAGAGGCUUCUCGAGGAAUUCAACUGCGUCGCGACGUUUCUGCCUCAAGAGCUGCAGAAAAUGUUCUAUCUUGGCUUCUGUAAACACCAGCUAUGGCCUCUCUUCCAUUACAUGCUCCCAAUGUUUCCCGACCACGGAGAUCGUUUCGACAGGCGUCUAUGGCAAGCCUAUGUAUCAGCCAACAAGAUAUUCUCGGACAGGGUGAUGGAAGUCAUCAACCCUGAGGAUGAUUAUGUCUGGAUUCAGGAUUAUCAUCUCAUGGUUCUUCCUACUUUCUUGAGGAAACGCUUCAACAGGAUCAAGCUUGGUUUCUUCCUUCAUAGUCCGUUUCCUUCCUCUGAGAUUUACAGAACUUUGCCUGUUCGUGACGAGAUUCUGAGAGGUUUGUUGAACUGUGAUCUCAUUGGCUUCCACACGUUUGAUUACGCGAGGCAUUUCUUGUCUUGCUGCAGUAGAAUGCUCGGUCUUGAUUACGAGUCUAAGCGAGGUCACAUCGGGCUUGACUACUUUGGUAGGACUGUGUUUAUCAAAAUCCUCCCCGUUGGUGUCCACAUGGGUAGAUUGGAAUCUGUUUUGAACCUUCCUUCAACCGCAGCGAAGACGAGAGAGAUUCAAGAACAGUUUAAAGGGAAGAAACUGGUUCUUGGCAUAGACGAUAUGGACAUAUUCAAAGGCAUAAGCCUGAAGCUUCUAGCGAUGGAGAAUCUCUUUGAGACGUAUUGGCAUUUGAGAGGGAAAGUUGUUCUUGUUCAGAUUGUGAACCCCGCAAGAUCAUCAGGUAAAGACGUGGAAGAAGCAAAGAGGGAGACGUAUGUGACUGCGAAGAGGAUCAACGAGCGUUACGGUACUCCUGAUUAUAAACCAAUAGUCUUGAUCGAUCGUCUUGUUCCACGUUAUGAGAAAACCGCGUAUUACGCUGCAGCGGAUUGUUGCCUGGUGAAUGCAGUGAGAGACGGCAUGAACUUAGUGCCUUAUAAGUAUAUUGUCUGCAGGGAAGGGACUCGAGACAAGGCUCUUGAUUCAUCGCCACGCACAAGCACCCUUGUUGUAUCUGAGUUCAUUGGUUGCUCUCCUUCUCUGAGUGGUGCCAUUAGAGUGAAUCCAUGGGAUGUAGAUGUGGUUGCUCAGGCGGUGAACUCAGCUCUUAAAAUGAGUGAGGCCGAGAAGCAACUACGGCAUGAGAAACAUUACCAUUACAUUAGCACUCACGAUGUUGGUUAUUGGGCAAGGAGCUUUAUGCAGGAUCUUGAGAGAGCGUGCCGGGAUCAUUACAGUAAACGUUGUUGGGGGAUUGGAUUCGGGUUAGGGUUCAGAGUUUUGUCGCUCUCUCCGAGUUUUAGGAAGCUGUCCGUGGAACACAUCGUCCCGGUCUAUAGAAAAACAGAGAAGAGAGCUAUAUUUCUUGAUUACGAUGGCACUCUUGUCCCUGAAAGCUCCAUUAUCCAAGAUCCAAGCGCAGAGGUUCUCUCUGUUUUGAAGACUCUAUGUGAACAUCCUAGAAACACUGUGUUUAUUGUUAGUGGAAGAGGAAAAGAGUCUCUGAGCAAUUGGCUAUCUCCUUGUGAGAAUCUUGGAAUCGCUGCUGAACACGGAUACUUCAUUAGGUAA